Molecule: messenger RNA, 1065 nt
Organism: Suillus bovinus
Lineage: Eukaryota; Fungi; Basidiomycota; Agaricomycetes; Boletales; Suillaceae
Exons: 7
Coding region: 1-1065 (354 amino acids)
Source: RefSeq, a predicted model, not a curated record
AUGUCACUUAAGAAACACCAUACUGCAGAAGAAGUAGCUGCUGAGCGUCAGUCUAAGUUAGAUGCUAAAGAAGAGAAAGAACGCACCAAGAGAGCUAGCAUCAAACAUGUUGCUCAAUAUGAGAAGAACCAGGCAGACCAGGAUGUGAUGACUAAUGCUACACCGUGUGCUGCGCCGCCAAAGCCAAAGCCAAUCCCAAGCAAGAGGAAGGCUGUUGUGGCGCCUCCUGCUACCAAGAAGGCCAAGGCCAAAGCCAAUCCCUUGCAAACAGAAGAUGGUGCAGCUGCUGAGAUGGAUGAUGCGGCUGCUGAUAGUAGUGCCUUCAACCCUGAUCCAACCCAACAUUCAGGCAUGGUGACCUCGGACAUAGACACAGAUGGGUCUGAUAGUGAAAUGCUGUCGUCGCCGCCCAGGAAAAAGACAAAAGUUAGCGGGAAGAAGGCAGGGAAGAUGACGAAGAGUUCUAGUAAGGCUGCAGAUAGGAAGAAAGCUGCACCUCACAGCACAAUCAGCCUCAAUUCCGAUGACUCAAACGACUCAGACGACUCAGACAUCCUUGUUGUCGACGCAACACCGAAGAAAGCUCCCAGCAAACAGCCAGCAUCUGUUCAGCCGGAUGAUGAUGCUAUGUCAAUUCCGGCUGCUCACUUGAACAACAACUUGGAUGAACCUAUCACCAGUCACCCUCCAGGAAGGCAGCCAUCUCAGUGGACCAUGCCCGUCUUGAGUGAAUAUGACUGUGGUGCUACUCCUAUAGCCGGGGCUCCAGGUCGUGUUGAUAAGAAGGGCAAAGGGAAUGAGAAGGAGAAGGAGAAGAAGGAGAAGGGAAAGGCAGAUCUGGCAGAUGAUAAGAAGAUUAGCAUUAGCCAUCAAGCGCAUUCUGAUGAGAAACGGAUUCCACUGAGUUCGAAAAGUGACUUGACUCCCAAUGGCAAGGACUUUUCCACUGGCAUUAACAAUUGGGCAGCAAGCAUCCCGAAAAAUGCAAAGCCCAGUACUAAGGCCACCACCAGCCAGCCCAGCAUAUUCAAAAAUAGCACAAGUUCACACCGCCUUCCCCCCUGA